Messenger RNA from Gastrolobium bilobum, 4908 nucleotides. RefSeq lists its product as uncharacterized. NCBI's taxonomy places the organism in Eukaryota, Viridiplantae, Streptophyta, Magnoliopsida, Fabales, Fabaceae. The record is from RefSeq and is a predicted model, not a curated record. The coding region runs from base 1 to 4908 and encodes 1635 amino acids. Gene Ontology annotation, biological process: DNA integration. Gene Ontology annotation, molecular function: nucleic acid binding. The transcript is spliced from 8 exons.
AUGGCAGCGAAAUUCAAAAGGGAUAUGGUUAAUGGUAUUGAAAGGUCAUUAAAGUUAUAUUGUGACAUUAAAUCCACAGUGUUGUAUUUCAAUAACAACAAAAGCUCUUCAAAAUCAAAAUAUAUUGAUAUUAAGUUUCUAGUUGUUAAAGAAAGAAUUCAAAACGGUGAGAUUUCUAUAGAAUACAUUAGGAUGAACUCCAUGCUUGCGGAUCCGCUCACAAAGGGUUUCGUGCCCAAUGUCUUUCAUGAGUACAUUGCUCAUACAAGGAUAACCCCAACAAUUUUUACUCCUGAAAGUGAAUAUGUUUAUUAUCUUUCCCUGGAAAGACUAAACAAAGCCAUCGUCCUAGACUGUAGCAAUGUUUCCCCAAACCUCAUCAAGAAUGCUGAAGCUAUUGAAGGAGCUGGAGGGCCUGGAUCCAUUAAGAAGCUCACACUAGCUGAAAGUGAUAAACAACGGAUUGAUGGCCGCAUUGUCGAUUAUCAGACGCAAAUCGCUCGCGUUGAGUCACGGAUUGAAGAUCAUCAAGUACAGAUGAAUCGUGUUGAAUCACGACUUGAUAAUAAUCAGGCUCAGAUGAAGUUGAUGUUAAAUCAACUUCAACAGCUUAACAGCAAUUUCGCGACUUCGGAUUCCAGGGUUCAUACGCGACCUCUACGUUCCCCUAUUUUGACCCAUUCUUCGGAAUCAAUGUCCAUAGGUGGUGCACGUCCGGAGUUCAAUCUUUCUAAGUCGAUUCGUUUAGAAAUUCCACUGUUCAAUGCAAAUCCAAGAGGAAUUCAAGGUUCCUUUAGCUGGGUUGCGGAUGGAUGGUAUGGCUGGCGCGUGGUAUCAGUGGAUGUACCACAGUGGAACCAUUCAUUCAUGGGGCGAUUUGGUGAUUGCUUGCAUCAGCGAUUUGGAGUCUCUGCCUUUACGAACCUUAAGGGUGUUUUAUCGAAGCUUUCUCAAACAGAUUCCUUGCGUGAUUAUAUUCGAGAGUUUGAGGCUCUUCUUAAUCAGGUACCUGGUUUGGACGAUGACUUAUAUAUGAGUUUCUUUGUGUCUGGCUUACAACCAGAACUUAGAAGUGCUGUUCAGCUUCGGACUCCCUCCACUCUUCAUUUGGCCAUGCAAAUUGCUCUUGCAUAUGAUGAUCACCAUUCGGAGUUGAAAUCUUCGUUCUCGGUACAUCAAAGGAAGGUUUUUUCUAAGCCUUUCACACAGGCUGAUCCCUUACCAGCCCCAGUUCAUAGCAAACCAGUGUCACAAAAUUCACCUGCUACUCAGCCUUUGGCGCUUCCGGCACCUUCCCAGAUGAGACGUUUAUCUCAUGAGGAGCUGCAACAAAAACGUGAGCAGGGUUUGUGCUACUAUUGUAAUGAGAAAUGGAAUGGUAAACACAAGUGUAAACACAGAUUUCUACUGUUGAUUGGUGAUAUUGAUGAGUCUGAUAAUGACGUGGAGGAGGAGGAGAUAGUGUGGAAACCAGAAAAUGAUACCACUGACAUUAAAGAUGCUGCUUUGCAUGCUAUGGGAGAUCAUUCUUUUGGUCAUUCCCUCAGGUUUAAGAUAGUUUUCUCCCAUAAGGAGGUUAGUAUAUUAAUUGAUUCUGGCAGUACUCAGAAUUUUAUUCAAAAGCAAUUAGCUCUUGAAUUGCAAUUGUCAAUUACUAAGGUGAAGAAAUUGCGUGUCUAUUUGGGCAAUGGUGAAGUUCUAGUCAUUGACCGCAAAUGUCUUAAUGUUCCAAUUGAGUUACAAGGUGUGCAGUUCUCUGUUGAUUUAUGGUUGUUAGAAUUGAGUGACUUACAAAUCAUCUUGGGAAUGCCAUGGUUGGAGAAAUUAGGGAGAGUUACUCAUGAUUAUAUGAGAGGUUCUAUGGAAUUUGUCUGGCAUGGGAAGGAUGUGAUGUUAACAGGAGGGAAAGACGAGCCACUACAUUCCCAAACAGAUACUGCUAAUGCCAUCAGUACAACCAUUUGCUAUGCCAUUUCUCAAAGAAGUGAUUCCUUGGAAGUGACCAACUCUGAAUUACUCGGCAUCCAGAAUCAAGUGUCAUCAGAAUUAUGGCCGGUGUUGCUUCAUUUCCAAUCUAUUUUUCAAGUUCCACAUGAGUUGCCUCUAUUUCGUGGCUUGAACCAUGCAAUCCAUCUCUUAGACAAGGUUCCACCAGUGAAUGUUAAGCCAUAUAGGUAUGCACAUUGUCAGAAAACAGAGAUCGAACAACAAAUUUCUGACUUGCUUGCCAAUGGUUUCAUUCAACACUCUCAGAGCCCUUUCUCCUCUCUAGUGUUGUUGGUCAAGAAGCAGGAUGAAUCAUGGAGGAUGUAUGAAUUGCUAGAUGAACUGGGCAAUGCAUCAGUAUUUACAAAAUUGGACUUGAGGGCUGGCUAUCACCAGAUAAGAGUCCAACCAGCAGAUGUGGAGAAGACUACUUUUAGAACACACCAAGGACAUUACGAAUUCCUUGUAAUGCCUUUUGGUUUGACGAAUGCACCAGCAACCUUCCAGGCAGUGAUGAAUCAACUCUUCAAACCAUAUUUGAGAAAAUUCAUAAUUGUUUUUUUCGAUGACAUUUUGGUGUUUAGCAAAUCCUUAUCUGACCAUAUUGAGCAUUUGCGUAUAGCCUUGUUUCAUUUACAGCAGCACAGGUUUUUUGUCAAGCUCUCUAAGUUCCAGUUUGGUGCAUCUUCAAUUGAUUACUUAGGCCACAUUGUUUCGAAACAAGGAGUACAAGCAGACCCCAAAAAGAUAGCAGCUAUGGUGAGUUGGCUUGAACCAAAAUCCUUGAAACAAUCGAGGGGAUUUUUGGGAUUAACAGGUUAUUAUCGAAGAUUCGUGCAAGGGUAUGCAUCAUUAGCAGCUCCCUUAACCGAUUUGUUAAAAGGUGGUAAGGACUUGCCAUGGUCUGCAACAGUUGCUCAAGCCUUUAUUCAGUUGAAGGAGAAAAUGGCUAACACUCCUGUGUUGGUGCUACCCGACUUCAAGCUUCCUUUUGUUAUUGAAACGGAUGCAUCCAACAGUGAAAUAGGAGUUGUCCUUCUCCAACAGGAUAGACCACUGGCAUUCUUUAGUCAGAAACUUGGAAGUAGGAUGUCCAAUGCCUCUACAUAUGUAAGGGAACUUUAUGCCAUUACUGUAGCUGUUAAAAGAUGGCGCCAGUACCUUCUUGGAUCCUUCUUCACCAUCAGAACAGACCAUAGGAGCAUCAAGGAGUUGCUCACUCAAACCAUCCAAACUAUUGAACAACAGAAGUACAUAUGCAAGUUGAUGGGGUAUGCAUUUCGAAUUGAGUAUAAGGCAGGAAGCUCUAACAUCGUUGCUGAUGCCUUAUCAAGAAUUCAUGAAGAAGCAUCAGUCAAUGCCUUGCUGUCUGAACCAGUUUUUGAUAUUCUCAAGGAGAUCAAGCAGCAAAACACUGAGGAUUCUUACUUACUGCAUUGCCAACAGCAGGUACAGAAUAACUCAACUGAUGUAAGUUUACUAACAGUGAAGGAUGGCAUUGUUUUUCAUAAAAACAGGUUCCUCUUGAGUCCUAAGUCUUUGUUGAUUCCUGGGUUAAUUCGAGAAGCUUAUGCAUCUCCUGUGGGGGGCCAUGCUAGCAUCACACGUACCUUCUUGAGAUUGUCAACAAAUUUUUAUUGGACUACCAUGAGAGCUGAUGUGAAACAGUAUGUCAGUGAGUGUUCCAUUUGUCAGCAAGUAAAGUAUGAGGCCAAUAAACCUACGCGUUUAUUACAACCCUUACCAGUUCCUGAAGGAAUAUUUGAGGAUUUAUCGAUGGACUUUAUAGUGGGUUUACCACUGUCUCAUGGUCAUUGUACCAUCCUUGUGGUCAUUCACAGACUUUCAAAAUUUGCUUAUUUUGGAAGGCUUCCUCGUUCCUACACAGCUGCAGUGGUUGCUCAUCUUUUUUGUGAAUUGGUAGUCUCAAACCAUGGGUUUCCAUGUUCCUUGUUGACUGAUCGAGACCCAGUUUUUAUGAGUCAAUUUUGGACUCAAUUGUUCAAAUUGAGUGGGACUCAGUUGCGCACAACUACUGCCUAUCAUCCACAAUCUGAUGGACAAACCGAAGUAACCAAUCGGUACCUGGAACAGUACUUAAGGGCAUUUUGCCAUGAGCAGCCAAUGCAAUGGUCCAAAUUCAUUAGUUGGGCUCAACUCCAUUAUAAUUCCUCUGUUCAUUCUGCCAUUGCUAUGACCCCUUAUGAAGCAGUUUAUGGAAGGCCUCCUAUGAUGAUUCCACACUAUCCUCGUGGACUGCUAAAGGUGGAAGCUGUAGAUUCGGUCUUGUCUCAACGAAAUGAGAUAUUGUCUCGCCUCAAGACACAUUUGGAACGAGCUAGGAACUGUAUGAAAGUGCAAGCUGAUAAGCACCGCAGAGAACGCACUUUUCAGGUUCAUCCCACUUUCCAUGUUUCAGUGUUGAAACCUAUGAGGCAAUCUGAGGGAUCAGUGCUUCCAGCAGUUCCCCUGCCUCUGUUGGCUGUUGAUAAUAAGCCAGUCCAAGAACCGUUGGCUGUGGUGGCCAAGCGAGCUCUUCACGGCAAUGGUCAAACCCAAUAUCAGUUCUUGGUCCAAUGGACUCAUUCUGUACCUGAGGACUCCACCUGGGAGAAUGCAGAUGAUCUCCAGCGCUGUUAUCCGAACUUAAACCUUGAGGACAAGGUUUCUUUUGAAGAUGGGGGCAAUGUUACGAAGAGAAGUUCAACACGUGUCAAGGCUCCUCCACUUAAGCUUCAAUGUUGUAACAAUUGUUUCAUUGAAGACAGUGCUUUCAGAGAAACAUUAGAGAAGAUUUCUUAUGAGUACAAAUUAGUGGCAACCCUUGACGGAGGAUUUGUCAAAUCUACAAGCAAAUACUAUAUAUGGACAACUCACAAAAGAGUUUUUGAACAAUGGCAAAGACAGUCUUUAUCUUGGUAA